AUGCUGCAAAAGAUAAAGAUAUGGCUAUUGGUGAUAUUAUUAUUGAUGCUGCUAAUAUAAAUGAUAUACAAUUUAGAGAAUAUAUUAAUCCAGUAUUAGCCACAGAAAUUGAAAUUCCCUGUGAUGGUUGUGAAUUUCAAGAACAUGAAGCGAUUUUAUGUUUAAAUUUAAAUAAGUUAAAUGUUUCUAUUGAAUUGGGUGAAAAUUUUAACAUGACAGAAGAAAAUUGUGGUAUUCCAGUAUUUUUUAAUUCUAGUUAUAUUGAAGAGGCAUGGAAGUCUGAUUUUUCUGGAGGUGAUACAUUAGAUAAUUUGUUUAUAUUAAUGCAAAAAUUUUAG
Dentiscutata erythropus is the source of this 338-nucleotide messenger RNA. Lineage: Eukaryota; Fungi; Glomeromycota; Glomeromycetes; Diversisporales; Gigasporaceae. The record is from the annotation of a GenBank genome assembly.